This is a messenger RNA of Vitis riparia (riverbank grape), 2592 nucleotides long. Its product is annotated as translation initiation factor eIF-2B subunit delta. The transcript has 8 exons. Lineage: Eukaryota; Viridiplantae; Streptophyta; Magnoliopsida; Vitales; Vitaceae. Bases 236 to 2152 code for a protein of 638 amino acids. The record is from RefSeq and is a predicted model, not a curated record.
UCUCUUUUUAGCCUUUUCUCCCUUUUAAUGAUAAUUAUGAUUCUCUUUUCAAUGCCUCUGUGUUGUGCUCAUUAUGAGUCGAAAACCCCUAUACUUUCCCUCGAACCCUUAAAAUUUUCUUUCAAUCCAAACACCACCCCUUCCCUGUCUAUCUUUUCAUGGAAUUAAAACCGCUGCUUCUCUUCCAAUCUCCACUCUCAAAACCCUAACGCACAUUCACGAAACCCCUCUCCAUAUGGACCCUCGCCGCGGCGCACGUGUGGUCAUCGACCCUAAAGUGCGCCAGGUGGGAUUCUUCGCUCCCGGUGCUUCCCCCGGGCGUACUCAAUCUGGUCCAUCGGAAUCGUCCUCCCCUCCCGUCGCCGACAACUCUCCUACCGGGAACUCUCUCUCCCCUGUCAUGAUCCCUCCCCCCCGCCACGCCUCCGACAACCUCCUCUCCGCCCGUCCGGCUCUCAACCGUCCUCUUCGCCGUCCCGGUGACGCCAUUCCCGUCGGAAGCUACAAUCCCUCCGAGUUCUUUCAUGGCACCUCGCCAACGGCGUCGUUUUAUAGCAAGGUUGGCGACGGGGAGUUCUCCGAGGACGCCUCAGGGGCGGGUUGGACGCAUAGGGGUAAUUCGGGAAAAGUUGCGUCGUCAUUUCCUGGCGGUGGGUUUGAUCUGACGGCGGUGAAGCCGAGUAAUUUGACUACCGUGUCAGUAGUGAAUAUGCCUCCCGGAAUUUCUGUAAAAAGUGGAGGAGCAUCAAUUGAAGUGCAAAAUGAACAACCAGCAAGUUCAAGGUCACUGAAGGAGAAAACAUCAAAAGCUGAAAGGCGUGCACUUCAGGAGGCUCAGAGAGCUGCAAAAGCUGCGGCAAAAGCUGAAGUAAGUAAGGCACCCAUUGCUGCUUCUGGGGUUGCAACUUCAGUUAAUGCAAAACCAGCUAAGGUUUCAAAGCUUUCUUCACAGAAGAAAGAUAGUGCUUCAGUCACAGCUUCUGAGAAAAAGGGUGUUGACCGUCCAUCAGAGAAGGAUAGAAAGAAAGAUGUACCUCAUCCACGCAUGCAAUUUGAUGAUAAGAGUCGAGUGGAGAAGGCAAAAAGGCGUGCAGUAGUAAGGCGAAUUGAAGUUAGGAACAGAGUUGAGUUAUUUAGACAUUUACCUCAGUAUGAACGUGGAACUCUGCUUCCUGAUCUUGAGUCAAAGUUUUUCCUACUUGAUCCAAUGCAUCCUGCUGUUUACAAGGUUGGCUUACAAUAUUUAGCAGGAGACGUAUCUGGUGGCAAUGCUCGUUGUAUUGCAAUGCUUCACGCAUUCCAAGAGGCCAUCAAAGACUAUUCCACUCCACCUGAAAAAACUCUUGUCAGAGACUUAACUGCUAGAAUAAGCAGUUAUGUUUCAUUUCUAAUUGAGUGCAGACCCCUUUCAAUAAGCAUGGGAAAUGCAAUUAGGUUUUUAAAAAGUCGAAUUACCAAGUUACCUUUAUCUUUGUCUGAGUCUGAAGCAAAAGCAAGUCUUCAGUCAGAUAUCAAUCGGUUUAUAAAUGAGAAGAUAGUACUCGCGGACAAAGUAAUAGUCAGGCAUGCUGUAACAAAAAUCAGGGAUGGGGAUGUCCUACUUACAUAUGGGUCUUCCUCUGCUGUUGAGAUGAUACUAUUGUAUGCCCAUGAGCUCGGCAAACAGUUUCGUGUUGUUGUAGUGGACUCCCGUCCAAAGCUUGAAGGGCAACUCUUACUGCGGAGAUUGGUGGGAAAAGGCCUUAGCUGCACAUACACUCAUAUAAAUGCUGUUUCAUAUAUCAUGCAUGAAGUUACUCGAGUUUUCCUUGGGGCUUCAUCUGUGUUGUCCAAUGGAACAGUUUACUCAAGGGUUGGGACUGCAUGUGUUUCUAUGGUUGCUCAUGCAUUCCGAGUUCCAGUGUUAGUAUGUUGUGAAGCAUAUAAAUUUCAUGAGAGAGUACAGCUUGAUUCGAUUUGCUCUAAUGAACUUGGUGAUCCUGAUGCAAUUUCAAAAGUUCCUGGUAGGGAGGAAAUUAACUAUUUGGAUGAUUGGGCGAAGAGUGAAAAUUUGCAGCUUUUGAAUCUGAUAUAUGAUGCAACACCUUCAGAUUAUGUUUCGAUGAUUAUAACAGAUUAUGGCAUGUUUGGAAAGGUGGAAGGCACAACCUAAGGCAUGCCCCUAAGCCCAAGUGAGGAGCAACUAAAGGUCCCACCUACAAGUGUGCCUGUGAUUGUGCGAGAAUACCGGAGAGAGCACUUAUGGAUAUAGAUGGGUCAAAUGAUUCAUGAGGCGUUUCAAUUUUUUGUUCCCAUGCUGAGAUCCAUCUUCCCAGCUGUUGCAGAGAGGACAAUAAGUGUGGAAGAAUUUUCUUGUUAUGUCAUUUCUUCUUAGAUCUCCUUCCCUUUGGAAUAAUUCGUUCUGGUUUUGGAAUUUUCCUUUUCACCUGACUCAGUGAAGAGUGCGAUUCCUUCGCCUCUCCGGGCAGUUUUAGGGAUGCUACUAUCGUAUGUUGUAACGAGUUUUUCCUUGGGUUGUAGACAAUGGUUUCAUAUCACAUGCAAGAAUUUUCUUGCAGGGAAAAAAAAAUUGUGUUUUUAGGUUCUAAAAUC